CGCCGGCUGCCAUGUAAGCGCCGGCGGGAGGCGCGGCGGCGGCCAGGGGCUGAGCUGGGAGCGGCCAGCGCUCCGGCCCGGCCCGGCCCGGCGGUGCCGCCCUCGCUCCGGGCAUGGGAGCGGAGCGGGGCGGUCGGCGCGGAGGGGAGCUGCCGCGCGGCGCUGACCGGGCGUGGGGGCGGCCGCCGGCGAGCCCCCGGCCCAUGGCCUUCAUCAUGAUGAAGAAGAAGAAGUUCAAGUUCCGCGUGGAGCUGGAGCUGGAGGAGCUCUCCUCCGUGCCCUUCGUCAACGGCAUCCUCUUCUGCAAGGUGCGGCUGCUGGACGGGGGCAGCUUCAGCGGGGAGUCCUCCCGGGAGGUAGUACAGGCAAACUGUGUCCGCUGGAAGAAAAAGUUCUUAUUUAUGUGCAAAAUCAGUGCCAGUGCCACAACGGGAAUUCUGGAUACUUGCAUUUGCAGGGUGUCUGUACGGAAGGAGUUAAAAGGAGGAAAGGCAUAUGCAAAGCUGGGAUUUGCAGAUCUAAAUCUAGCAGAGUUUGCUGGAUCGGGAAAUACCACUCGUCGCUGUUUACUGGAAGGUUAUGAUACCAAAAAUACAAGACAGGAUAACUCCAUUCUCAAAGUUUUGAUCAACAUGCAGCUAAUGUCCGGAGACCCAUGCUUUAAAAUGCCUCCUUCCACAGCAAUGUCUAUAGCAAUUGUUGGAGAACCAGAAUCUUUGCAUGAAGACAGGAAAGGUGGAGAAAACUUAAAAGUAGUACAUCUGGGCAUGACAGAUGUCUCAUCAAAGAGUGCUUCAGUCCCAGAUGAACUUGGUGCAUGUGGACAUUCCAGGACAUCAAGCUAUGCAAGUCAGCAGUCAAAACUGUCAGGAUAUAGCACAUGUCACUCUAGAUCAUCCAGCCUGUCCGAACUCUGCCACAGGAGAAACACCUCGGUGGGUAGUACCUCAAUAGGAAUUGGAAGUAUUCUAGAGCCAUGUGAAGAGACUAAGCCAAAAGUAACUGAAGCUAAUAUUGAUACAUCUGUUAAAGAUGUAUCAGAAAAACUCUGCAGACAUCCUGUAAAGCAAGACUCUGUGGAGUCACAGCUGAAGAGAGUUGAUGCUACCAGAGUUGAUGCUGAUGAUAUAGUUGAAAAAAUACUCCAGAGUCAAGACUUCAGUUUAGACUCAAGUGCAGAAGAAGAAGGUUUAAGAUUAUUUGUGGGCCCUGGUGGAAGCACUUCUUUUGGAAGCCAUCAUUUACCUAACAGAGUAGGAUCUGGAGCAUAUGAGCAGGUGGUGAUAAAACGCUAGACUAGAAUGACAAACGAGGAAAACUUGGAGCUCUGGCAUUGAUACUUCUGGUUUUCUUUGCUCUGUUGCAAGGGUUGUGAAAGCCAAAAUGAACUCAAUGUGAUCUUUUUUUGAAAAGUAAUGGAAUGCCUCUUACUCAUAGAGCUUCAUCUUCUGUGGUAUGAAGGCAAUGUUUAGCUAUGUAUACCUUGUGCAAGCACUUGGACUGUUUUUGUAAGAUCUACCUGAUGUUAGUGGUAUUACUUGCUUUUUAAAUUGUGUGAAACAUUUUUUGGAAGCAUGAUGAAGUGAGUCCCAUUUCAGUAUUUUAUAUGGGAGAUCACUUGUGGUGAUGUACUUUGUUCAUAACUUAUUUCUAAAGAAGGUUCUGAAAGUUUGUCUUAAAUGAACCUGAAGAAACUAAUUAGUCAGUUUGAUCCUACCUGCUGUUUUAGCCUUACAGAAGCUAAUUACUUCUAUCAAGUCAAAAUUAAGGCCUCCAUAAAACAGCCCAGCUAUGUUUUAACAUAAACAAAACCUCUUAGGAGUACUGAGCAUAACUUCACUGUAAGGUUGAACAGCAGAGGUGAACUUCACAUGCAUUUUAAAAAAACCCAACUAAAUACAUCUAAACCAGCCAGUAAUCAGUUGUGUUAAUUGUAAAUGAAGUCUAGAUGCUUAAAUGCAUCAAAUGUGACAUCUGUUUUUAUGCAAGUGACAAAAGAAGUGGGAUUCCACAUCAAAAUACUAAGGCAUAGUAGUGUAUUAUGAAGAAUGCUAGCUUGAUUAUUAAAUCUGGAGUUCAAAAGCUGCUUCCACAGAAACUCUCUUCAGUAAUGCAUGAACCUUGAGAUUCAAUGGGAUGGUACUGUUUACAAACCUAGUCAGUAGUUUACUACCACUUAGAACUUUUUAUUGUAGCUUAAUCCUUCACAGUUAGUUAGUGCUUUGCUCAUGUUUUGAAUGUGCCUUGCGGGACUGGGGAGGUACAGGGAGAUUAACCUAUUUACUAAGCAACCUAGUCUUUAAAACUAGGUAAACAUCUAUACUAUUAUCAAUAUAACUUAUUAAGAGAAGCACUUUAUUGUAGACGAACUCUGCACUCUGAAAACGUCUUACUGUGCAACAUAUUUGUCGAACACUUCUUUCACUAUCUGUCUACUGUUACAUUAAGGUCAAUGUACUGUAUUUAAAGUUGCACAAACAGUGAUUUGCCUGACAGGCAAGAAAGAUCUCUUAAAAUUGAGAAUUAUGAAAGAAUCCAUUUUUAAAGGGAUGUGUUAGAUGACACAAUUCUCAUUCAGGCUGGGCUCUGCUGUAUUUAAGUGUAAACUGCAAAUGACCUUAAUUUUGUUAUGAUUAGUUGCAUUGUUUAUGAGUAAGGCUUAGAUUAAAUAAAAAUACAAAUAGUGUGGCCAUUUUUUUAAGCUCCAAAUGCUUCAAAUUCUGCUCAGAGUGAUGUUUGACACCCUUUUAUUGAAGUAGGCCAUAUUUAAUAGGUUAAAUUAGGAAAAGCAGGCUUUGUUUUCCAUAAAUCCACAGUAGAAUUAUUAAACUAAUUUCUAUUUGUGUUUUUUAAGGAAAUUUCAGAUUUUAAAGCUUGAGUACUGUUGUUGAAUAUGAUGAAUAUGAGGUAUUUCUCAGUUAUGGUACUUAAAUACUUUUAUUUCCUACUGUUAAUUAUAAUAUUUUUAAAGUGUUUUAAUGGGUAAAAGAAUUAAUACAAAGACUAUAUUUUAGCUGCUAUUAAUAGAAGUGUGGUAUUAUCCAUUUCUGUCCUCCAUGGGAAUUUUAAACAGAACCUAUGUAAGUGCUAGUAUACAACUAUCUCUCAGAACAUGAUAGUUUCCUUUCCUGUUAUAUAACUAAUUUGUACCAAAAAAAUCCUACUGCAAGCUAAAAGAUGCAUGAAAUUUGAAUAAAUUAGUUGCUUUCAGUACUCUUUAACACUGCUAUGUUUGUUGACAAAUCUGUUAAACCCAGUAGUAGUUAGAUGGUAGCUUACUUAAGCUUACUAGGAAAGAUAGGCAUAGUUUGAGGAAAACAGACUUUUAAAAAACAUUGUACAGCUACUUAUGUAAUUCUUAAGGGAAUUUCCAUAGCCCAAAUUUGUAUUCUAUGUUAAAAGACACAGCUAACUGCCAUAGAUAUUUUGUUUACUAGAAAUCAAUUAUUUUCUUGCCUGAGCAGAUCUUUUAAAUAGGAAGCUUACACAGAAAUCAAGCUUUUAAUAAAACUGUAUCCUAGUAAUUUAUUGUUCUGAGUUUGAGUUACAACUCUUUAUGAAGUGAUUCUCUAAUUGUGCAUAUUUUAAGUGGAAUAUAACCUUCAUAUUUAGAUGUAGUUUGUUUUUUUGUUUUUGGUUUUUGGGUUUUUUUUGGUAAACUGUGUUAUAAGAAUACUGGAGACUCUCAUAUAGUAAACUAUUCAGGAUGUGUUGGUGGCUUGUGGGUUUUUUGGUUGUGUUUUCUUUUUUUUUUACUGUAUUUAAAUGCAAAUCUCUCAGACAUUCAAUAAACUCAUGUCUUCAGCUUGGAA
Messenger RNA from Aquila chrysaetos chrysaetos, 3812 nucleotides. RefSeq names its product family with sequence similarity 102 member B (gene EEIG2). The record is from RefSeq and is a predicted model, not a curated record. The transcript has 11 exons. Bases 114 to 1295 code for a protein of 393 amino acids. NCBI's taxonomy places the organism in Eukaryota, Metazoa, Chordata, Aves, Accipitriformes, Accipitridae.